CACUUUUCCCAGAAAAUUAUGUUAAUUAAAAUUACAGUAAAACCCUCCCCUCUCCGCGUUGAAAGAAAGACUGGAAACAGCGCAAAAACGCUGUAUUGGAUUCGUAAUUCCAAGCAAACGGACUCAUGAUUUCAGGGUUGUAGCUUGGGGUGCAAGCUACAGCGGGUCCACUGUCAUUUACUAGGCUCAGUUUUCCAGGCUCUGAACCUCCGCGAGUAAUAGAACAAGAGAUGUUUAUAGAUUGAAUUGAGUAAAAAUGUUUUGAAUUCCAAAAUAAGAGUGUUGAUGUUUUUUAUUCCCUAAAUUUCUGCCAAGUUUGCAUUAUAAGGCUUCAAACAUGACAAUUUUUCCUAAAUUACUGAUGUUCCAGAGCCCGGUUUUCCCCCUAUAAACACAUGGCCUCUCUCAGUCUCUCACUCGAUUUCUUAGCUAAGUGGAGAACCGAAACUUAUCUGCAGAGAGGGUGAAAGACCUUCUCUUUGAGUACAAAUGGCUUUGACUCCAACUACUAAUUAAUGAAGACGGAGACUCUUGGGUGUUUUUUAGGAACUCAGAUUGAAUAAAAAAGAAAUCUUUAUUCUUCUUGAAUGCUUUAUGUAUGGGAAGGCCUUGGCUGAUUAAUAGCAGAGGGCUUGCACAGAAAGUGAGAAAUGCAUCUGUACCUGAUGAACAUGGAAUCAAAGAUUGCUGCGUAGUUACCCGUGAAUGUCCAAAUUGUCAUCACCUCAUUGAUAACAGAGAUAUUUACCCAGAGUGGCCUGGUUUUCCUGUUGGUGUAAAAUUUGAGCCAUCUGAUGUUGAGAUCUUAGAACAUUUGGCAGCGAAAUGCGGGGAAGGAAGUUCUGAACCACACAUAUUUCUGGAUGAGUUCAUCCCGACACUCCAGUACGAGGAAGGAAUUUGCUAUACUCAUCCAGAAAACCUUCCAGGGGCCAAAAAAGAUGGAAGCAGCAUCCACUUCUUUUACCGGACUAAGAAGGCAUAUGCUAUUGGGAAACGAAAGUGUAGAAAGAUUACCGACAAGAAGAGUCUGAUGAUAGAGCAUGUUCGUUGGCACAAGACAGGUAAGACCAAAGCUGUGAUGGAAAAUGGAGUUCAAAAGGGGUGCAAGAAGGUAAUGGUACUAUAUAGGAGUGCCAAGAACAGAGAAAGACCUUAUAAGACUAAUUGGGUGAUGCACCAAUACCAUCUAGGAACUGACUUGGACGAAAAAGAAGGUGGAUAUGUGGUCUGUAAGAUAUUUUAUCAACAGAAGCAGAACGAUAAGAAUGUGGACGACACUCUUCUUCUACCUAAUGCUGAAUCUGAUAUGUGGACUGCCCAGGAUAUUCCGAGGACUCCCAUGACUGCAAUCCCUAAUCCGCCUCGUGCUGGACAAACCCCUUCUUGCGAUCAGUCCGUAGCUUUGUCGCCUAUUGAGGGAGUGGAGGUGGCCAAGGAGAGACAAUAUACAUAUCCCCAAGAUUUUCAAGUCCAGUGGGAAGAGUUAGCAGCAUGUUUGGCUGCUGAUGACAAUGCCAUAGAUGGUUUCUUGACUUCUGAUGAAAUUGCCAGUUCUAAUAAUUUUAACAAUCGCCCGUCUAAUCAUGGCCAUUCUGCUAACCUCAAUAAUCAAAUUCCAGAGGGAGAUGGCAAAAACUCAACUAGUAUUUCUGAUCUUUUGAACUUGGAACUGGACAGUCCACCAGAGUUUUCUUUGCAGGAUUUGCAAUUUGGAUCUCAAGACAGUCUCUCUAGCUGGUUAAACCAGACAUUCCAUUGAGUCCUGUACUUGGAGCAAUUAAUUUAGAUUCUAACAUUGAUCAUUUGUGUGUUGUAUGGUCCCAUUUGAUAAAAUAUGCAAUUAGGAGUGCAUGUGUACAAACAUGUGUAAAACUUAUGUGUACAAGUAGC
Messenger RNA from Cuscuta epithymum, 1893 nucleotides. Lineage: Eukaryota; Viridiplantae; Streptophyta; Magnoliopsida; Solanales; Convolvulaceae. The record is from the annotation of a GenBank genome assembly.